Rhagoletis zephyria (snowberry fruit fly) is the source of this 1689-nucleotide messenger RNA. It is a transcript of the gene Acadvl, whose product is annotated as Acyl-CoA dehydrogenase very long chain. Gene Ontology annotation, molecular function: flavin adenine dinucleotide binding; very-long-chain fatty acyl-CoA dehydrogenase activity; fatty-acyl-CoA binding. NCBI's taxonomy places the organism in Eukaryota, Metazoa, Arthropoda, Insecta, Diptera, Tephritidae. The record is from RefSeq and is a predicted model, not a curated record.
UUUUUUUUUCAGGAAGUGAAUAACGCUGCACGAAACGAUACAAACUCAUCGAUAGAUGACGUUGUCCUUGAUCAAUUAUGGGAUCUCGGAGCAUUUGGCAUCCAGGUUCCCGAAGAAUAUGGAGGCUUAGGUCUUGGCAAUACACAAUAUGGACGUUUGUGCGAGAUUUUGGGAGCUAAUGAUCUAGGGGUUGGAAUAACUCUAGGAGCGCACCAAAGUAUAGGGUUCAAAGGAAUUUUGUUAUUUGGCACUAAACAACAGAAAGAAAAAUACUUACCCCAAUUAUCUUCUGGAAAAGUGUAUGCAGCCUUCGCUCUUACUGAACCCAGUUCUGGUUCUGAUGCUGGCUCGAUAAAGACACGUGCUAUAAAAAGUGAAGAUGGAAAAUAUUUCAUUCUUAAUGGCUCUAAAAUCUGGAUAUCAAAUGGAGGAAUUGCUGAUGUUAUGACAGUAUUUGCGCAAACAGAACAACUUGAUUUUAAAACUGGAGAAAAACGGGAAAAGGUAACAGCUUUUAUCGUAGAGAGAUCAUUUGGAGGCAUAACCAGUGGACCACCGGAGAAAAAAAUGGGAAUUAAGGCAUCGAAUACAACAGAAGUAUAUUUUGAAAAUGUUAAAGUUCCCAUCGAGAAUGUUUUAGGGCAGGAAGGCGAAGGGUUUAAAGUGGCCAUGACUAUAUUAAACAAUGGCAGAUUUGGAAUGGGGGCUACCCUAGCCGGUACAAUGAAAACUUGUAUACAAAAAGCCGUCUCACAUGCUAACAACCGAGUGCAGUUCGGAAAAAAAAUAAAUGAAUAUGGCUCAAUACAAGAGAAAUUAUCUCAAAUGAGUAUACUUCAAUAUGCAACUGAGUCAAUGGCUUACACAAUAUCGCAGAAUAUGGAUAAAGGCAGUAAGGAAUACCAUUUGGAAGCUGCGAUAUCUAAGGUUUUUGCAUCUGAGUCUGCUUGGUAUGUGUGUGACGAGGCCAUUCAAAUACUAGGAGGAAUGGGUUACAUGAAAGAAGCCGGAUUAGAACGUGUGUUACGUGAUCUAAGAAUAUUUCGAAUUUUCGAAGGAACUAACGACAUUUUACGACUUUUCGUAUCACUCACGGGGAUUCAGUAUGCCGCAUCCAACUUAAAAUUUCUGCAAAAGGCUUUUAAAAAUCCGGCCGCGAACUUUGGAGUUAUAUCUAGUGAAAUAUCAAGGAGAGUUUCGACGUCUAUUGGAUUUGGGGCAGUUGACUUCAAACCUUAUGUAACAUCAGAGCUCCAGAGUUAUGCCCAAAAAACAGCUGCAUGUAUCGAAUUGUUUGGCAAAACUGUUGAAGAGCUUAUAUUGAAGCAUGGAAAAAAUAUAAUACAUGAGCAGUAUAUCUUGAAUAGAUUAGCGAAUGCAGCAGUUGAUAUAUAUGCAAUGGUAGUCACAUUAUCCCGUUCAUCCCGUGCAUUCAAUUUAAACUUACCUACGGCCUUACACGAAAUGAACUUAACUAAGGCUUUAUGCAUUCAGGCCUCAAAACGGUGUACCGAAAAUCUUCGGAAGUCAACGGCAAGAUCUGAGUUGGAGUUAUGCAACAUAUUCAGUGAAAUAGCUAAGGAAGUCAACAAUAGUGGCGGUGUAAGCACCACUCAUGUCAUCACCGGUUCUUAAUAUAGGUUUUUUAAUUUGUUUUUUGUAAUUAAUAAAUAAAUUUAUAUACACUUC